GCUUAGGAGCUUCUUCAAUGAAAAGUAGAAUUAUGAAUGGGAAGAUAAGCUAUGUAAAUAAUACUUUAAAUGGACGGAAAGAGAUACUGAAGAAAUUAAUUACAGAUAUGCAAGAAAAGGAAAGAAAAUGGUGGAAAACUGUGGAAAAGUACAUGCAUGAAGUUAAAAUAAAUUUAAGAAAAUUAGAAGGAAUGUCCAGAACAGAAAUAAAGGACAAAGCCAGAAUAUGGGACACAGAGAGGUGGAAAGAAGAGUUGGAAAAUAAAGUGACUGUGAACAUAUAUAAAACGUGGAAAAGAGAAAUAAAAGAUGAAGAAAUUUAUGACAACUCUAUGGGUUCAGUCCUUCUCUUCAAAGCCAGAACCAACUCUCUUAAUUUAAAUAUAGCAAAAAGGCACCAGAAGGAGAACACCUGUUGUCCUUUUUGCAAUGAUGCAGUAGAAGACAUAUUUCAUUUCCUUUUAUAUUGUGAUACAUAUAUAGAGGAACGGGUUAAAGCAAUAGGGCUACAACAACCCUAUGAAGAGAAGGAAAGUGACGUAGUGGGAAAAUUUCUAUUUUCAGGUAACAACGAAAUAAGAAAAGAAACCAUAUACUUGAUGUGGAAAAAAAGAGAGAAAAAAAGGAAAGAGCUAAACAAAUAAACAAACAAAAACAAAAAAAUACCCAAGACUAAGAGGCGCCGUUGCAAAGGCAUUGCCUCGACCCAUAACUACUACUACUACGUGUUUACACGUUAUGGCAGUCAGUGUUUGCCCAAAACAUUCUUGAACUUAAGUUUAUCUUGUUCUGUUGUAUUUAAUUUUAAGUUAAAAAGAAAGAUCGUGGGAUAAAAACGAGAGCAUCUAAAUUUUUUAAGAUAAGAAAUCCAUGGAACUGGCAGUUUGACUAGCUUAGUCUUCCAGGCCUCCUCACGAGACGCAUCGAAAAUCGUGCACGUAAAUUUUGAUGGCGAGAGGUUUCAACGUUGGCGCUUUUUCAACAUGGAGAACCUGAUCGAGAAAACGCUGGGACUCUUGAAGAAUCAUGAAGAAUAUCUACGGCCUAGUGACAAACUUCAUUCAUGGUCUGAGCAGACAGGAAAAUUGUACAACUUUGUGAAAGAUGUAGAGGUGAAAUACAGUUUACCUGUGUCAGGUGAAACUCUUCCUUGCCUCAAUACAGAAGGUUUAGAUGUAGAGCAGAUAUGGCAGUUACUAGAACUUCAAAACAAGAGUCUGCUGGCUGCUCCCGAUGAUUUAGAUGUCUUGGAUGAUGUCAACCUUUGUUUUAAUGUUGCAAAAUUAAGUAGCUUAGCAAAAUAUGAUAAAUUCUUAGAAGAAAAAGCUGAAAGUAAAGAUGAAGAAAGUGUUGAUGAUGGGGUGUUUAGUGAAAGUGACUCAGAAAAUGAGAAGGCAAUGGAGGAAGGAUCAGAUUAUGCAAGUGAAGGGGAAGAAAGUCCAAAAAUAUUUGAAUCAAGUGACGAGGAGUUAUAUAAAGAUCCUUCAGAUAUUGAUGGUGGUUUGAAUUUGGUGUUUGAUGAUGACAGUGAUAAUGAAGAAGAUAAUUUUGAUGAACUUAUAGCCCCUGAAGGUAUGGAGGAUUCUGAUGAAGAUGAGCAACCCUCAAGAACAUUGAAAAAGAAUGACACAAAACUACAUGAAGACAAAAAUGAAAAUCUUGAAAAGAAGGAAAAAGCUGUGGAAGAGGAAGUGGAAAAGCAAGGAUACAAGCAUAAAAAAUUCAAAAAGACCGAAGUUGAUUCCGAGUUCUUCAGUUUAAGAGAAUGUGAGUGGGUAGCAGAUAAUGAUGCUAUUGGGGAUAAUUAUGACAUGGAUUCUGACGAUAUUGAUUUAAUGAAGGAUACAUCUGAUGGAGAAAACGAAGAUGGAGUUACGUAUGAGGCAUUUUUUGGUGGUGAGAAAGGAGAUUUCACAAAGUCAUCACAAGGAAAGGAAGAUGAAGACAGUGACAGUGAUGCAUUGAACAGUGAAGAUGGAGGCAAUGAAGGUCCCACUGGUAAUAGGAAGAAAAAAAUCUUAGAUGAUUCUUCAGAAGAAAGUGAAAAGGAAGUUACUCAAUUGCUAGGAAUGAAGAAGAAGGAGGAAAAAUCUACAUUUGAGAAAGACAGGGAAAGAGAGCUUAUGCUGAUGAGUACUUUGGAAGAGGAUAAUGUUGGUGAGAAACCAUGGUUUUUAAAAGGUGAAGCUGUUAGUGCUGAUCGUCCUGAAAACUCAACAUUAGAAGAACAGUUGGAGUAUAACAUUGUUGCUCGGCAAAGGCCAGUAAUAACAGAGGACACAACAACACUUGUUGAAAAAAUUAUUUUAAGCCGCAUCAGAUCUAAGGCUUGGAAUGAUGUAGAACGUAAAGUGAAACCCAACAUCACCCCUUUUGAAUACAAGAAAAAACUUUUACUGAAUCAAGAGAAAAGUAAAAAGAGUCUUGCAGAGAUAUAUGAGGAGGAGUAUGUUAAGCAGCAGAAGAAGAAUGAAGUAAAGGAAAAAAAGGAAGAAGAAUUGCCAGAGCACAAAGAAAUAGCUGAGAAGAUGGAUUAUUUAUUUGACUUGUUAGAUGCGCUCGCUAAUUACCAUUACACACCAAAAAUGCUUGCACCAGAUGUAAAAAUACAGAGCAACCUUCCAGCUAUUACCAUGGAGGAAGCUACACCCGUCACAGCCUCAGAAGGCACUCUUCUUGCACCUCAGGAAGUUCUUGCACCUGUCCAAGGAGAGUUGAAAGGUAAAUCUGAACUCACAGACACUGACAAAAAGCGAAGCCGACGUGCGAAGAAAGCUAUCCAGAAGAAGAAGGCCAAAAUACAAACAAAGAAAUUACAAACAAAGCUUAAAAAGAAUGCAGCUACCGGGAAGAAGCUUGAUAUGAAAACAACUAUCAAAUUUGUGGAGAAAGCUGUGAAAGCUAAGCAGGUUAAAUUGUUGGAAAGCAAAGAAAACAAGACUAUCAGAUCUUCUCAAGCUUUCUUCAAAAAAUUGCAAGAUACCAAGAAUUCAGAAGAUAAAAAGUCUCCCACCAAAAAAAAGAAAAAGGAAGGUAAAAUUUCUGCUUCCAAGGUGUUGUUGUAAAUAUGAGAAAAAAAGAUUUGAUAAUAAAAUAUUACUGUACUA
Messenger RNA from Macrobrachium nipponense, 3107 nucleotides. RefSeq names its product U3 small nucleolar ribonucleoprotein protein MPP10-like. Gene Ontology annotation, cellular component: sno(s)RNA-containing ribonucleoprotein complex; nucleus; Mpp10 complex. The coding region runs from base 984 to 3065 and encodes 693 amino acids. The transcript is spliced from 10 exons. Gene Ontology annotation, biological process: rRNA processing. NCBI's taxonomy places the organism in Eukaryota, Metazoa, Arthropoda, Malacostraca, Decapoda, Palaemonidae. The record is from RefSeq and is a predicted model, not a curated record.